AUGCUUGAAUGGAGGGAAGCAUUUGGUGACCUCAACUCUACCUGCACAUUACCUCAGGGACUUCCUUCGAGUGUUGCUGUCAGUGUAUCGCUGUUUGCCUGACAGAUGUGCUGUGUUCGCCACCGCUCCUUUUUCGUCUGGUGCCCUAGAUCUCGGUUUGCGACCAUUCUUCGUUUGCCGGGUAACGGCGUACGACGCCAUCUUGGGGCUGCCAUUUCUUAAGGACACAGGCAUGCUCGUUGGUUGGGGCGCCUUCACCGUCGCGCGCACCGGCCCUUCGCAACCCGUCGCCCAGGAUACGCACGAAUGGGACCGAGCCGUCACCGUAGCACCUAUCUUAUCUGGUUCUGCCAUUGGCUGCAAUCACCCUGGGUUGCUCCCCGACGACGAGAUCAUCGGCCUCGAGCCACACAACCCGCUGCUUGAUGUCGUCGACGAUCCGGCGCUCGACGAUUUCUCUGAGUCCGAAGCACGAACACGAUUGGCUGCCUUACUCGAGAAAUUUUCUGAUGUGUUCGUAGAUUCGCUACCGAUGGACCAACUCCCACCGUACCGGCCAGUCAACCACGAGAUCCCGUUGAUCGAUCCCACCGAAAAGGUCAAACCCCGGGUAUACCCCCUUGCCGACAAAUAUCGCAGCCAGUGGGCGGAACACUCAGCUAAGUACACUCGUGGUCGAUUCUGGGUUUCGGGUCCGAUCGAUUCUGCGGCUCCGGUCUUUGCCAUUCCGAAGAAGAACUCCCAGACGGCUCGUUUCGUGAUCGACCUCCGCGCGCGCAACAGCAACACCGUCAAGCGUUUUUCGCCCAUCCCGGACAUGACCAAUGUUCGAUACGAGGUGGCUCGAUCGCGUUAUCGCUCUAAAUUCGACGUGGCCGCGGCAUUUGAGCAGGUUCGGGUCAUACCGGAGCACGUCGAUCGCACCGGCUUCGCAACGGUGACGGGCACGUACACGUCGCGGGUCAUGCAGUUUGGUGACACCAAUGCGCCCAAUACCCUCAACCUCUUAACCUCGGCGAUGUUCCAGCCGUGUCUCCCGUUCGCCAAGAUCUUUUUCGACGAUGUCCACGUCCAUUCCGAUACCCGUCGCGCGCACUUGAGACACAUCAAGAUCCUGCUGAUGACAUUGAGACAUUACCGGUUCUACUUAGGAUCCAAGAAGUCCGAGUGGUUCUCAAAGUCGUUGGACUCCUUGGGCACCAUCAUUUCCGACGUCGGCAUCGAAGUCGACCCCGCCAAGUGGGUGCGUAUCCGUCAGUGGCCGAUCCCGUGCAACAAGACCGAUGUCCAGCGCUUCCUCGGCACCGUCAACUGGAUGCGAGAUCACCUACCGCACCUCUCAAAGAUUUUGGAGCCGAUCACCGCGUUAAUGGCGCAAUCGACGUCAUGGCGUUGGAACGAGCGAGAACAGCAGGCUUUCGAUACCGUCAAGUCCCUUGUGCCCGCCAUCCUACGACCGAUCGAUGGCGCCAAGGUUACCUCGGGCGAGCACAAGAUGUACCUCUUCACGGAUGCCAGUCGGGUUGGCAUUGGCGCUUGUUUGGCGUCCGGGCCCAACCGUUCGCAGGCCGUUCCAACGCGAUUCUUUUCCGCUAAGUUCAACGGUGCUCAGCUCAACUAUCAUGUCACUGAUAAAGAGUUCUUGGCUGUCGUCUCGGCGUGUCGGGCGUUCGAGCAGCACUUGAUCGGUUACCCCUUCGUCAUCGUCACCGACCAUCAGGCCCUUCGCACGAUAAAAACCCAAAAACUGCGCCAAACGCCUCGGCACAUCCGCAUGUGUCUCGAACUUAGCCGUUUCGACUUCGAAUUUGAAUUCAUUGCUGGCAAGAACAACACCCUGGCCGAUUCGUUGUCGCGUCUGUGGGAGGUCAAGGAGGGAUCGCACGAGGAUCAGGUCAAGGAGAAUGAGUUGGAGGACAUGUUCUUUGAUGGAGAACGCCACGAAUUCACUACACCCGGUGAGAGCCUCCCUGAGGAACGUCCUUGCACUUCACCAUCUCCCGAUCGGUUGCCUCCUGUUGAUUUUGCCCUCGGGCCCCAACACGACGAUUGCGAGGCAGGCUCUCCCGGAUACUACGCGCUCAAGGAGGAAUCGCAAGACGAGGACGUGAAUGGACAGGAAUUAGGGAAUUUGUUCUUGAAGGAAGAAUGCCACGAGUUCAUUACGCCCGGUGAGAGCCUCCUCGAGGAACGUCCUUACACCUCACCUUCGCACGAUCGGUUGCCCCCUGUUGAUUGCGCCUUCGGGCCCUGGGGUCACGGUUACGACGCAGGCUCUCCCGGUUCCCCUCAUCUGGCCGAGAACAUUAUGGACGCCGUCGAUUCGUCUAUCGGCCGCCUCUCUCCUCCCAUCGCUGUCAAUCGAGUUCACGCUAUCGCUGCGGCUCCCGCCAACGACCCGCCCAUUCCGGUCGAUGCCGACGCCGACGAACUCGAUUUGUUGGGAGUUGCCACCGAUGACGUCAACGACACCCCUGUAGUCCAUCGGCCGCCUGAUCCACUGCCCCAACCCUUCCUCGACACCGUCAUCCGAGCAUACGCCAACGAUUCGCAAGCCCAGGUCAUCAUUACCGACCCGCUAUCAUGGCCUAUGUUUCGGGUGACCGAGGAAGGGAGGAUUUUGCGUGUACAUCCAGAUGAGUCUCUUUCCUUGUUUGUGCCUCGUGGUCUCGCUACUGGCGUCGUCAACUCCGACAAGGUCCCAUCGCUGCGCGAGCUCGUGCUUUCGGAGAUUCAUCGAAGUGUCGGGCAUGCAGGACAUCGCAUCACCUUGGCCGCCAUCCGUCCUUUGUACUGGUGGUCGUCCAUGUCUGCCGAUUGCGCCGAGUUCUGCCGUUCAUGUGAAGACUGUACCCGAGGCAAGGCGUCCACUCAAGUCCCCUAUGGCCGACUGCAUCCGAUGCCGAUCCCUUCUGGUCCUUGGGAACAAGUGGCCAUCGACUUCAUGACAGGACUGCCUCCGGUCGAGCUCGAAGGGAUGAUGGUUGCUCAAAUCAUGGUGGUCACUGACACUUGGGGCAAGAUGGUAUGA
This is a messenger RNA of Microbotryum saponariae, 3031 nucleotides long. Lineage: Eukaryota; Fungi; Basidiomycota; Microbotryomycetes; Microbotryales; Microbotryaceae. The record is from the annotation of a GenBank genome assembly.